GUCCGGCAAAAUGAUUCUCCGAUCUUUAUUUAUGUCAGCAUUAGCUGUAGGGCUGGUUCUUUUAAUAAGUAGGCCUACCGACUGCCAGACACCUACCCCGUGGUCGCCAGUCUGCCCUUACGAGUGUGUUUGUUUUUGGGGUGCCAGCAUCGACACCAAAGUUUUCAAUGGAACGUACAUGAACUGCACGUUCCGCAGACGCGGGCCUUUUCCAGUGGGGGAGGUUCCAGAGGAUACAGUUAUACUUGAUCUGUCUUUUAAUGAAAUGGGAAAAAUACCGACAGGGGCGUUCGACAAGAUACUCCAUCUACAGGGUGUUUGGCUUGAAGGAAACCACCUUUCUGAUACCAAAGUGAGCCAAGGGGUAUUUGAUCCGCUGAAGUAUCUACAGAUUAUUGACCUAUCGUUUAAUGACUAUACUCGUAUUCCUCAGAAUGUGCCAGAAACUAUUAAGCAGUGGUAUUUUGUCACCAAUAAGAUAACACAUUUAUCUAGCACCGACCUCGACAGAUACCCUUUAUUGGAGACCCUCCAGUUAUCUAACAACAACAUGACCUAUAUCCCCGUAGGCUUUUUUGCAAAACAGAAGCUCCUGUCAGUGUUACAAAUAUCUUCAAAUCCGCUCACCAGUGCUGGGACUCCGCAUGGCGUGUUCAAAGACGCGAUUAGUCUUAGCAGUUUGGAACUUAAAUCGGAUAAGUUGACUCGAAUUCCAAGUGGUUUGCCGGAAAACCUGCAAACCCUUGAUCUUUCAACAAAUAAUAUUGGUCGCCUCUAUUCCAGCGACUUUGUAGGAAUUUCACGCCUUGGAGGGCUCGAGUUGUCCUCAAAUGAAAUAUCAGCAAUAGGCACUGGGGUAUUUUCAAGUCUGAUAAACCUGAAAACUUUGGGUCUCUCGAAUAACUAUCUCACGCAUUUAACUGACGGAUUGUUCGACGGACUUGCCAGUCUUGGAGGGCUCGAGUUGUCCUCGAAUGAAAUAUCAGCAGUAGACACUGGGGUUUUUUCAAGUCUGAUAAACCUGAAAGAUUUGGGUCUCUCUAAUAAUCAUCUCACGUAUUUAAAUGACGGAAUGUUCGACGGACUUGCCAGCCUCGAGUCAAUUUCCUUGUAUGGGAAUAAAAUGAUUAUGAUAUCGGACAAUGCCUUUGUCCCUUUGAGAAAUCUUGCAACCAUUGACUUGGACUCGAACAGUCUUGAAACUCUACAGUAUGAGGUUUACUACAAUCCACCCUUCAAGAAUUUGACUUCGCUCUUCAUAUCGUCUAACCCGUGGAACUGCGAUUGCCGCCUUAGAUGGUUGCGUGAGCUGGUUGAUCUAAAGCCUUAUUUAAUGCUUCCGGAAUUUGUAAAAUGUGUGCAACCACCAUAUUUGCAGAACUUGACAUGGGACAUCCUGUUUCCAGAAGAUUUUGUUUCAUCUUUGAAACAGUCUGGCAAAAUGAUUCUCCGAUCUUUAUUUGUGUCAGCAUUAGCUGUAGGGCUGGUUUUUUUAAUAGGUACCGACUGCCAGACACCUACCCCGUGGUCGCCAGUCUGUCCUUACGAGUGUGUUUGUUUUUGGGGUGCCAGCAUCGACGCUAAAGUUUUCAAUGGAACGUAUAUGAACUGCACGAUCCGCAGACGCGGGACUUUUCCAGUGGGGGAGGUUCCAGAGGAUACAGUUAUACUUGAUCUGUCUUUUAAUGAAAUGGGACAAAUACCAACAGGGGCGUUUGACAAGAUACUCCAUCUACAGGGCGUUUGGCUUGAAGGAAACCACCUUUCUGAUACCAAAGUGAGCCAAGGGGUAUUUGACCCGCUGAAGUAUCUACAGAUUAUUGAUCUAUCGUUUAAUGACUAUACUCGUAUUCCUCAGAAUGUGCCAGAAACCAUUAAGCAGUGGUAUUUUGUCACCAAUAAGAUAACACAUUUAUCUAGCACCGACCUCGACAGAUACCCUUUAUUGGAGACCCUCCAGUUAUCUAACAACAACAUGACCUAUAUCCCCGUAGGCUUUUUUGCAAAACAGACGCUCCUGUCAGUGUUACAAAUAUCUUCUAAUCCGCUCACCAGUGCUGGGAUUCCGUAUGGCGUGUUCAAAGACGCGAUUACUCUAACCAGUUUGGAACUUAAAUCGGAUAACUUGACUCGAAUUCCAAGUGGUUUGCCGGAAGCCCUACAAACCCUUGACCUUUCAACAAAUAAUAUUGGUCGUCUCUAUUCCAGCGACUUUAUAGGAAUAUCACGCCUUGGAGAACUCGAGUUGUCCUCGAAUGAAAUAUCAGCAAUAGACACUGGGGUAUUUUCAAGUCUGAUAAACCUGAAAACUUUGGGUCUCUCUAAUAACCAUCUCACGCAUUUAAGUGAUGGAAUGUUCGACGGACUUGCCAGCCUCGAGUCAAUUUCCUUGUAUGGGAAUAAAAUGAUUAUGAUAUCGGACAAUGCCUUUGUCCCUUUGAGAAAUCUUGCAACCAUUGACCUGGACUCGAACAGUCUUGAAACUCUACAGUAUGAGGUUUACUACAAUCCACCCUUCAAGAAUUUGACUUCGCUCUUCAUAUCGUCUAACCCGUGGAACUGCGAUUGUCGCCUUAGAUGGUUGCGUGAGCUGGUUGAUCUAAAGCCUUAUCUGCUGCUUCUUCCUGAAUUUGUGAAAUGUGUGCAACCACCAUAUUUGCAGAACUUGACAUGGGACAUCCUGUUUCCAGAAGAUUUUGUUUGCUGAUGACAUGGCAACAGGAAGAAGCUGGUUUGAAUAGUUUCCUUGCUUGACACUUUCUUAAAAAACUGCUUCAAAACAAUUUAUAAGAACUUUGGUUUUUCAAUUAGCAUGGAUACCUGGUCUGGCAUGGAAAACAAUACGUGCGACGACCAGUGCAUGGAAAUAAAAUUGGUGGCUGUUGUUAUUUAAUAUAAUCUUUGAAGCACUACUAUUUUUCCUCAAUUUAUUUCAUGGUUCUAUGUAAUAUUCACAAGAUGAAAAAAAUAGUCAUAUUCUCUUUUUAAAGAGUAUACACAACCCAUCUUGCCAUCAUGACUGCCACCUCGGACAGUCACGAGGUAUGGUGCCUUUAACCGUUAAGUGUUCCUCACCAAUAAGUUUGAAGGUCAGCGCACGUGCCUAAUUUUAAUUUAAAACUUUUUCACAUUGUAAAAGUAAAAGACAGACUAAAAAAGCCAUGUUGUAUGUUUUGGUAUCAAAUAUCUGUCUAUUUUCUAAUCUGAAACCAUACUAAGACUGUUUGUAUCAAUUCUCAAAAAGUACGACCAAAAGAUUAAUUGUAGCAAUGACUUUACUUGUUUAAUGACUAUACUCGUAUU
Molecule: messenger RNA, 3303 nt
Organism: Lingula anatina
Lineage: Eukaryota; Metazoa; Brachiopoda; Lingulata; Lingulida; Lingulidae
Molecular function (GO): protein binding
Source: RefSeq, a predicted model, not a curated record